AACAAAAGAAAGUUGGCACUAAAUUUAUUAUUAAAUAUUUACAAUUUACGAGUAAAAAAACAAAGCAACAAUAAACACACAAAAUAAGAUGUCUGUUGAUAGCACUGGCGGAGUUGAUCCACGAAUUAAGAUUGAAUUGGAAAGAUUAAACACAGCAACGGAGACUAUUAAUCAAUAUGAGAUACAAGUAGAUGAAGCUCGACGUGAAUUCCAUGCAUUGUUGAAGGAGAGCAUUGACAAGAUAAAGCAAUCAGCUACGAAGAUAGGAAAUGCGAUUGAAAUUGCAAAACCAUAUUAUGAAGCUCGUCUUUACUGCAAUCAGGUUGGAAAGGAAGUUCUUGAAGCGCAGGCGACAUAUGACAAGAGCAAAUCUACGUUAGCAGCAGCAAAGGAAAUGGUCAAUUUGGCGGAACAGGGUUUAGGAGAGAAAAAUACGCUUGAUGUUGCUUGUCAGGAGAUGCUCAGUCAUGCAACAUCGAGAGUCAACGAAUCACAAGCAGAAUGUACAGAAGCAAGAAAUAAUCUGAAAAUGUGUGAAUUGAAGCAAGAUGUCGCAAAUACGAGAGUCACAAAGUUACAAACGCAAUUGAAAGGAGCAAUAAGAGCUUCGAGUUUUCGAAUGCGCCGUUACCUUCUUUUAAUGAACAUUGUUGCGUAUCAGCACGAAUUAUUGUUUUUACCGUAUUACGAAACUCGAGCUAAUUGCAAUGGAUUGUUGAAGGCACAAAAAGCAAAAAUACUCGAAAUGGAAUCAAAAAUUCUGAAUGCCAAAAUGACAUAUAAUGAAGCUUUAAAGAACCUCGAAGAAAUAUCCGAAGAAAUUCAUCGUUUGCGUGAAGAGACAAAAACUAAGUUAGAAGAGUAUGAUUCGAGUAAAAAGCCAUUAAUAGCAAAAAAUAAAGAAAAUGCGCCAUCGCUCAAUGACAAACAGGAAUUAUCUAGUCAAAUAAAUUCCACAGAUGAGUACCUUGAAUUCCCGCCAAAGUUAAGUUUGAAAAGUAGCCCGAUAAAGCAGCAAAUUAUGGAUAAGCAUGAAUGUCCCCAUUUAUUACGUGACUUUGAUUUUGGAAGAGCAUCAACUGCAGCAACAGUAUCUUCAGCAACGAGCUCUCCCAACAAAUAUGGCUGUGAUCGUACAUUUAGACAAGAUGAUAGUGACGGAGAGAUGUUUUCGCCGAGCCAAACAGACAUGACAAAUCUCUCUGACAUCGAGCAUUGGACCGAAAUUCGUUUAUCGCAUUCGAAUAGCAAUACAAGUACUGAACAUUCCGCCGUCGAGGAUAUUCAAUCGCCCGUGAGCAAUUACUCUGAAACGUCUUCCGAACGUUCUGACAACGCACGAAGGAAAGUUAUUACAAAAGUGAUACGAUACGAUGAGGAUCUUGUUGACAAGGAACCCAAAAAGGCAGAAGGAUUGUCAUCUUGGUUAUCGAGAUCAAGUUUCAAAGCUGAAGGAAGACGUCAAAGCUUCGAUUUGCUACUCGACAAUACAAAAGAAAUAUUUUCGGGUAUCACAAAAACAUUGGAGCGACGAAAUAGUGAAUCCGAAAUGACAGUUAAUAACGAUUUCUUCAGUUUUGGAAAACAAGCUUUAACUGACGAGCAAGUUGAAAACUUACAACUUGAUGCUGAGCAUCCUGAACUCGAACAAGGUUUUAAACUAUCGACUUCGAAACACAAAAUGUUGGACAUAUCUAAAUCGAAAUAAUUGAUGUCUAAAACUGAUAUUGACGUUACAUUCGACAAACGUAUAAAUAUAUUUAUUAAUCGUGUAGACAAAGGCAGCUAUUUUGUAUUAUUAAUUUUGGUCUAAAUUUGCCUUAAUAGGGGAAUCAGAUAUCAAAAAGGAGUCCAAUUUUAUCGAAUUUCGUGUGUUAUUGGAAAGACAAAAAAGUAACUAUUUUACACUUUAAGAUAUUUUAAAUCAAAUUCAAUGCUAUACUUGUGCAAUAAAUUACAACAAUAAUUUUUAA
Messenger RNA from Culicoides brevitarsis, 1973 nucleotides. Its product is annotated as SH3 domain-binding protein 5-like. Gene Ontology annotation, molecular function: protein kinase inhibitor activity. Bases 89 to 1708 code for a protein of 539 amino acids. The transcript is spliced from 8 exons. The record is from RefSeq and is a predicted model, not a curated record. Lineage: Eukaryota; Metazoa; Arthropoda; Insecta; Diptera; Ceratopogonidae. Gene Ontology annotation, cellular component: cytoplasm. Gene Ontology annotation, biological process: negative regulation of protein tyrosine kinase activity; intracellular signal transduction.